UGUUCAGUCUGCUCCAAGUUGCUGGCCAAUUCGAAUUCCCUGAGGAACCACAUGAAGCUCCACACGGGAGAAAAGCCUCACAUCUGUCAGCAAUGUGGGAAGUGUUUCAGACAGAAAGGUAUGUAAGGUGUGAUCCUGCAGCUGCAGCAAUCCGAUCAGCAGUCAGCUGUGAUCAUUCUGAUGGAGCUAGACAUUUGUCUGACAGUUUAUCUUGUUUAAGGCCGCCAUGUUUGACCUGUAAAAUAAUCUGGACAUUAAAUCAGUUCAAAGGAAAACUCUUAAAUCUGUAUAUGCAUGAGACAUAUUUCAUAGGUGCCAACAAGCAAUCAUAAUAACCACGACAAACAAAAUAAAUAACAAAUGUUAAAAUAUGUAAAAAUGAGCUAGGUUAAAUUAAUGGUUCAGAUUUUAUAAGAGUUUUAAUUGUUAUCCAAACCUAUGUGAUUGUUUUUUUUUUAAUUCAUCCUCAACAAUAGGACUAAAUCUAAAUGCAGUUCACAUAACAGCAUCAAGGCUCUUUAAAUAGAAUAUAUCGUAUUUUCCGGACUAUAAGCCGCUACUUUUUCCCACGCUUUGAACCAUGCGGCUUAUAAUGAGGUGCGGCUUUAGUCAACCAGAAAGGAUGUAUGCUAGAAAGUCUAAUGAAGGAAUGGUUAAAGGAGUGCUACGGAAAGCACCCAGGAUGAUUUUUUCACAGUAAAACGGCGCUGCGUGUUUUCCCAGCUUCACCCCGGGAUGAUGACAGCAACACGGAGAGCGACACUAACAUCGCCACAGAAAAGGGAACCUAGAGUACCAUUUGAGACUUCACAGAGGAGAGAGGCCGUUUCCCUGCCUCGAGUGCAGCCAGGCUUUCACCCAGAAGCUUGAUCUCCAGCGACACAUGUUCUCCCACACCAAAGGGGGAUUUCUCUGCAGCUUCUGUGGGAAGUCUCUGAGGGACCCCCACAGCCUGAGGUACCACGAGAGGCUGCACACUGGAGAGAGACCCUAUUGCUGCUCUGUCUGCGGGAAAGGCUACACGCUGGCCACCAAACUGAGGAGACACAUGAGGUCUUCCCAUCUGAAAGAAAAGCCAUACAGUUGCUCCUGCGGUGCUUCCUACACUGUGAAACAAAGUCUGCUGAGACACCAGGCACAGCACAGGAUGGAGGCAGGAGGUCAGAAGGAGGUGGAAGGAGAACAGAGAGAGGAGGUAGACCAAAAUGCUGAGCAGGAGCCAGAGGCUUUAAGCUGUAGUCACUCUAAACCGGUUCGAGGCAGACCAAAGAAAGGUCUGCGCCUUCAAGAGUCUGGGGGGAGGGGAGGAGGAGAUGCUGAGCAGAGAAGAGAGCUAGGAGAAGAUGAGAUCAUGAGUGUUGAAACAGCAACCAGAGGAGCAGAAGAGACUCCAGGCGACGUCCAGCACACUGUUGUCUAGGUCCACUCAGAUGACCUGUCUGCACCGACCUCCACUCCCCUGCUCCUAGAUGCAGAGGACUUGCUGCCUGCAGGAACAGAGCCAGGGCUGGUGGAGGUGGUGAUAUCGGAUGGCGUGGAGCAGUGCAUCAUGGUCCAGGGUCAGCAAAUGGUGGGAGAGCUGCUGAUCCUGCAGGAGGAAGAGGGUGGACUCUGCACUGUGGCUCAGACUGUUGAGAUAAAAACAAUAUAACCAAAACCCUCAGCUGGAGCGUCUCAGGCCAGUGACUCAGUGAACCUCCCUUCUUCCAGCCUACCUCAACUACAGGUGUUGUGUUCAUGGCAGGAAGGAUUUAAAGUGGUUAAAUGCUAAUUUUACACAAAAAUUCCAGCAAACAAAGAUGGAACCUUGUUUUUAUUUUAUCAUGCCUGUGUAUGUUGCCAACACUCGACUCCGAAAUUAGUUGAUUUUUGUUGAUGGGGAGAACUUACCUCGUCACAUUCCUGUAAAAGUGCACUGAAAAUAUCCCAGCGUUACAUCACUUCUUCAACAUUUACCUGGUUAUCUCCUGGAGGCAAAGGAAUAGAAUAAAACUUCAGUGAACUUCUGGAAAGUGGCUGACUGUGUGAGCGCAGACUCCAAUAAAAUCCAAAAUAAUACAGAAAUGGGAAAUCCUACAUUUCAAAUUGUAUUUUUUUUAUUUUUUGUAAAAGCAGUUUUCAUAAGGAAACAAGGAGCAAAGGAACAGAUGAAACAGUCUCAAUACCCAAGCAAACUAACUUCCUGAUUCUUUCCAAAUUCAGACUGUGAAAAGGUUUUUUGGUCCUGGUUAGGGAUGUAAGAAAAUGUCGAUAUGGCAAUAUGUCAUUAUAAAUUUUCAAGCGAUAUAUCUAUAUUCAAAAGCCGUGUAUCUAAUUUUUUGGAAAAAUUUACAUGCAUUUAUGUAUUUUCUUUUCUUUUGGUGCAAUUCAAACACCAACCGCUAAAUGGCAGCAGUGUGCGAUGGGGUUUGUUUCCACCAUUAAUAUGUAAAUCCCUCUGUUAUGGUUCAGAUACCUGAUGUUAAACAUGUUACAUAUCAGUUUGGACUGUUUAUCGAAUAUUCCUAUGGAAAAAUCAGUCUAAAGAAUCGCUAAUAUCGACUGAAUUUAUGGCAAUAUAUCGUGAUACAUUGUAUCCUUUCCCUGUAUUGUGAUACUUAUCGUAUCGCCAUACACAUCCCUAGUCCUGGUGAUCCACGGCACAAGUGUGGGAGGCAAAAAGGCUCAUAACUCAUGGAUGUAAAGGCAAAUGGGUUCAAAUCGGUUUGUUCAAACACGAUCUAGUGACUAAUAAAUGCUGGUACAUACAAAAAAGCCCCAUUAUGUAUAAAACAAUAAAAACACAUCUAGUAUGGAACACUUUCACCUCUAAUGCACGGGUUAGCUUUAGGUUGUUUAUAAUUGGUCAUGCUGUGGUGGUGAUGUGGUGCAAUUGGGUCCUUUUUACAAAAGGCAUAAACGGGGUAUGGGGGCGGUCUCUGCACUGCUGCAGACUUCCGCUUAACUUGGACAUAACUUGGGUUUUAUUGCGAUCGAAGCCACACUCAUUAGUUUUUUUUUUUGUUCUUUUUAACAAGCCGCUCCUUAAGGUGUCUGUCCCCCACAGUCCAUGCAGUCACUGGUGAUCUGACCUCCAGCUCUAACAGAGAGAAGCUCCAGGAGCGCUGCAUCGCUCCAGAUUAUCAUCUCAGCUGAUUCUGUUCACAAAAACAAAACUUAGGCCUGUUUUUACUUUCAUUUUAGUUGCCGCCCGGGGCUCGGCAGUAAUGGUCCAUUCCCUUCUGUACCGGGUCGGCCCGGGCCGGGUAGCCCCAGUCGGCCCCAGCCUGGCCCGGUUGAUUCCACAAAUCCUUGUCUUAAGCCCAUGUGGGCUGAUUCUACCCACCAAUCAGAGGCUUGCUCUAAUGCAGACCUGGGCAUUUUACGGCCCGCGGGCCACAUACGGCCCUUUGGUUGACUUUGACCGGCCCGCGUAAGGUUAAUUGGAAAUUACAAAAUAAAUGUAUUUUCUCAUUUUACCUCAUGCAUGGGCUAAGGCUGCAUUGCUUUUAUUUUGAAGUUGUUUUUUACGUGCACAAUGACGCAAUACGUAUAGCAACAAGUGCCCGCGGUUGACAGGGUGAUUGUAGCCCGAGAAAUGUCCGCUCAUGCAAAAAAAAAAAAAAAAAAAAAGAAAGAUGCCGAAUGCAGGAUUUUCAACAAAAAUUGGACUGCUAAGUAUUUUUUUUUACUGAAUUCGGAGGUAAAGCCGUGUGUUUGGUUUGCGGGGAGGAGAUUGCCGUGUUUAAGGACUACAAUUUGAGUCGGCAUUACGACAAGAAACACUCGGAAAAAUACAAGAACUCAUCUGAUGCUGAGAGGGCACGGACAUCCGAAGCUUUGCUAGCAAAGUUGCAAAAGCAGCAAGGCUGUUUUACUAAGCUUCACACAUCCAGGGAUGCAGCAACCAGGACCAGCUUUGUGAUAUCCCACAAAACAGCUAAAGACAGCAAGCCGUUUUCAGAGGGAGAGUUUGUCAAAGAGUGCAUGGUGGACUCUGCCGCACUAAUAUGCCCUGAAAAAAAGGCGCAUUUGAGCAAAUCCCGCUGUCCAGGCGAACCGUGACCAGGAGGAUCGAGGACAUUGCGGGGAACCUGGAGCUUCAGCUGCAACGUGAAGUGGCAAGUUUUGACUUUUUCUCAUUAGACGAGAGCUGUGAUGUCCGCGACACAGCCCAGCUGCUCGUAUUUGUCCGGGGGAUAACGGAGCUCACAGAGGAGCGGGCAGCAAUGCGGCCGAUGAAAGGGACAAAGACAGGGAGUGAUCUUUUUACAGAGGUAAAUGCGUGCACGGACACUCUGGGAUUGAAAUGGGAGAGACAGUCAGGUGUCACAACAGACGGUUGUCCAAAUCUUACAGGGAAAAAUGUCGGACUUUUGAAACAUAUGCAAGAUAAAGUGACAGAAAUCGAUGCAGAUCAAAAAUUGGUGUUUUUUGCAUUGAAUUAUACACCAACAUGUGUUUUGCAAGUCAGUGCUAAAAAUCAACCAUGUUACUGAUGUUGUUACUAAAAUAAUAAACUUCAUCAGGGCGCGGGCAAUGGAUCACAGACAGUUUGUCGCUCUUUAGGAGGACUCCACACAGCUGUCAGAUGGCUCAGCCUGGGGAAAGUGCUGAAGAGGGUUUGGGACUUGAAAGCAGAGAUUCAGGAUCUCUGCUGGAUUUCUACUCUUCUCUUAAGGAGGAGCACUUUCCAAACCUGAAGAGACAUGCUCAGAAGAUGUUGGUUUUCUUCGGCUCUACCUACAUUUGUGAACAAACAUUUUCAAUGAUGAAGUUUACAAAAUCCAGGUAAAGAUCCUCUCUCACUGAUGAUCAUUUGUCAGCUGUGCUUCGCAUCUCCACCUCAGACAUUCAACCUGACUGAUGCACUCGUUAAAGCCCAGCAGAGACUAGAUUUCUCUCAUUGAAUAAGAAAAAAUCGCUUAAAAACACAAAAUAAGGUGUUUGGACCACAAAUGUAGGCAACUAGCAGUGAACUGGGACACUUUUUUUUAAACCUCUUUCUCAAGAUCACAGUUCAGUGAUUUUAUUUUACAGACAAUACUGUGUGUCUGUAGAACGCUAAGAACCUCUUUCCAACAAUAUUUGAAACUCAAAAUGUGUUUCGGAGUG
Molecule: messenger RNA, 5094 nt
Organism: Nothobranchius furzeri (turquoise killifish)
Lineage: Eukaryota; Metazoa; Chordata; Actinopteri; Cyprinodontiformes; Nothobranchiidae
Source: RefSeq, a predicted model, not a curated record